CUGACAUCACAUUCUGCAGAAUCUCUUUCAUGCAGACGGUCUCUUCUUACACUAAAGCACCGAGACACACGAUGCUUUGUGUUUUCGCAUGAACUUUGAUAUUUUCCAAUCUUUUGAAUCAUUUGUUCUUUGGAUUUUUCUUCUGUAGUGGAAUCGUGACUUUGGAUUAUGUGGUUUCUUUGUUGUUUUCACGCCCAAAGAGGCGCUUGUUCUCCGCGCACUUCAUCGUGGCUAAUGCGGUCUCUCGUGCUGUGCGUCUUUGUCAUGACUGUUGCGCGCGGGCAGGUCCGUUAUUCUAUUCCAGAGGAGAUGACAAAGGGCUCGCUGGUGGGAAAUAUCGUUCAGGAUCUCGGGUUGGAUGUAAAGAGGCUGAAAUCUGGUCGAGCGCGGAUCUUUACGGAGGACAGUCGUGAGUACAUCGGUCUGAAUGUGGAUAAAGGGACUCUGAUAGUGAAAGAGAGGAUAGAUAGAGAGGAGCUGUGCGCCCAAGUGUCUCCCUGCUCCUUACAUUUUCAGAUCAUUCUAGAAAACCCCAUGGAGCUGCAUAGAAUUGAUGUAGAAAUAUUAGAUAUUAAUGAUCAUGCUCCUGUUUUCGCCAGAAAGGAAAUAGAUUUUCAAAUAAGUGAAUUGGCGCUUCCCGGGGCUCGAUUUUCAUUAGACAGCGCCCAGGAUCCAGACACUGGCACUAACGCGCUUAAGUCAUAUAUGCUACAUCCAACAGAAAAUUUUGAACUAAAGGUCUUAUCUCGAAAUGAUGGCUCGAAAUACGUCGAAAUGGUUCUUCAAGUGCCUUUAGACAGAGAGAUUCGGGAGGAACACAAAUUAACCCUUACAGCCUUCGAUGGCGGCAGUCCUCAGAAAACUGGCACCGUUAGGAUAAGUGUUACGGUCAUGGACGCAAACGAUAAUGCCCCUGUUUUCAGUCUGCCUGUUUACCGUGUGUCUUUAUUUGAGAACUCACCAAAUGGUGCUGCAGUAACCAAAGUAAGCGCCACUGAUAAUGACCAAGGCCCAAACGGUGAGAUUGCAUAUUCCUUUUCACGCAGUUCAGGAAAAGCACUUGAUUUAUUCCAUAUUGACACAAAAACUGGUGAAAUUACCGUAAAGGGGGAUUUAGAUUAUGAGAGGGCAAAGCAGUUAGAGUUAAACAUAGAUGCUACGGACAAAGGUGGCUUAACUGAUUCUAGUAAAGUGGUAAUCGACAUUAUAGAUGUAAAUGACAACCCCCCUGUUAUAAGCGUGAUUUCAUUUUCUAACCCAAUACCCGAAGAUGCAGCUCCUGAGACUGUGAUAGCGAUGCUGAAUGUUAAAGAUUUAGAUUCAGGGAAAAACGGGCAGGUUAAAUGUACUAUUGCUACAGAUUUGCCGUUCAAAGUGAAGUCAUCUGCGCAGAAUUUCUACAGUUUGAUCACGGAUCAAAUUUUAGACCGUGAAAAAACGUCUGAAUAUAACAUCACAGUAACAGCUAUUGAUGAAGGCUCACCUUCUUUCUCUAUUAAUAAAACACUGACUCUGAAAAUCUCUGAUGUCAAUGACAACGCCCCUGUGUUUCAGAGUCAGUCAUACACCGCGUAUGUGAUGGAAAAUAAUUCCCCCGGAGUCUCCGUUUUAUCUGUUAAAGCGCACGACAAAGACUCUGGCAAUAACGCGCGUAUUUCCUAUUUUCUGGAAGAUAAUCUCGUGAAUGGAGUCUCUGCCUCGACCUUUAUUUCAGUGAAUGCAGAGAGCGGAGAGAUUCUCGCUGUUCGAUCGUUUGAUUAUGAACAAACAAAAGAAUUUAAGAUCCGCGUAAAAGCGCAGGACGGAGGCUCUCCUCCUCUCAGCAGCAACGUGAGCGUGAAAAUAAUCAUUCAGGACCAGAACGACAACGCGCCUCAGGUUCUGUAUCCGGUCCAGUCAGGCGCUUCUGUGGUGGCUGAAAUAGUGCCUCGUUCCGCAGAUGUGGGUUAUCUGGUGACUAAAGUGGUGGCUGUUGAUGUGGACUCUGGACAGAACGCCUGGCUCUCGUAUAAACUGCAGAAACACACAGACAGGGCGCUGUUUGAAGUGGGCUUACAGAAUGGAGAAAUAAGAACUGUUCGUCAAGUGACAGAUAAAGAUGCUGUGAAACAAAGACUCACUGUUGUAGUGGAGGACAACGGGCAGCCCUCUCGAUCAGCUACAGUCAAUGUUAACGUGGCGGUGGCGGACAGCUUCCCUGAAGUGCUCUCCGAGUUCACUGACUUUACGCACGACAAGGACUACAACGACAACCUGACUUUCUACCUGGUCUUGGCUUUGGCCGUGGUUUCGUUUCUCUUUAUCGUGUCCAUCAUCGCCAUACUGUCGGUCAAAUGCUACAGAUGGAGACGCGAGCGGAUGUUUUACAAAUCUGGAGCCAAUCUUCCGGUUAUUCCGUAUUAUCCUCCUCUUUACGCAGACGUAGGGGGCACGGGAACUUUACAGCACGUGUACAAUUAUGAAGUGUGUGGCACUACUGACUCCAGAAAGAGUGAUCUGAAGUAUUUGCGGCCCUCUAGUCAAAGUGUUCUGAACUUUGACUUGAGUGGCACAAGAACUGUGCCAAAGCAAGACAGAAAUACAGAAGAUGUUAGUGCAGAGAAUGUGUCAGCUGUUGUCAGGAGGAGAAAACAGGAAGCGCGCUCCGAUCUCACAGACUGCAGAGUCGUGGGGGGAGGGGUUGUGUGUGCCGCGAGACGAGUCGAAGGUGUGGCCCUCAGAAGAGAUUAA
Messenger RNA from Puntigrus tetrazona (Sumatra barb), 2730 nucleotides. Its product is annotated as putative protocadherin beta-18. The coding region runs from base 169 to 2730 and encodes 853 amino acids. The transcript is spliced from 4 exons. Gene Ontology annotation, molecular function: calcium ion binding. Gene Ontology annotation, cellular component: plasma membrane. NCBI's taxonomy places the organism in Eukaryota, Metazoa, Chordata, Actinopteri, Cypriniformes, Cyprinidae. The record is from RefSeq and is a predicted model, not a curated record. Gene Ontology annotation, biological process: homophilic cell-cell adhesion.